Molecule: messenger RNA, 1401 nt
Organism: Sporothrix brasiliensis 5110
Lineage: Eukaryota; Fungi; Ascomycota; Sordariomycetes; Ophiostomatales; Ophiostomataceae
Exons: 1
Coding region: 1-1401 (466 amino acids)
Source: RefSeq, a predicted model, not a curated record
AUGGGCCGCUUCUCGUCCUUUUUGGCGGCCGUUCUGCUGGCCGUCACUCCGGCUUUGACCAUAGCCGUUGCUGCCCCCCCCGCGGCCGCCGAGGUCACCGCACCCUUUGUCGGCCACCAGAUCACUGCUCGCACCAUAAACUGCGAGUUUCGGGUCACAGCGGACGACAACGCAACGUGCAUCGAAUUCACCAGUGAGUGGGGUUUAACGGUAGACCAGUUUAUGGUUCUCAACCCCACGGUGACAUGUCCUAUGUUGAUGCCAGACACGCCAUAUUGCGUCCUGGGCACUGUCAGCGGCCCGUCCACGUCGGGAACCGUCGGCCCGAACCGCUCUACGACCUCGGUCAGCUAUACGCUGCCGACAGGGACAGGUGGGCCGUCGAGCCUGGACAUUUCGUUUUCGACGUACCCCACGACUACGUCGAAAACUACCACGACCAAAACGUCAACGACGUCCUCGUCUACCUCGUCGAUUACCGGUAGCAAACCCGCUCCGACGCAGGCUGGGCUAGCAGCCGACUGUAACAACUUCCACCAUGUGGUUAAGGGAGACUCGUGCUCAAAGAUCGAGUCAUCGUAUGGCGUGUCGGCCGCAGACUUUUUGACGUGGAACCCGGCCUUGCAAAGCAACUGUCUGGGCCUGUUGACCGGCUACUACGUCUGUGUCGGUGUGCCGGGAGGAACUACGACGGUACAACCUAGCUCGUUGUCCAUAUCCACUACGUCCAAGGCGACCACCUCGUCUAAGACGACUUCUUCAACAUCCAAGACGUCCACCGCGUCAACUGUGCCCUCUCCUCUCCAGCCAGGCACGUUUGACAACUGCACGGCCUACCACCUCGUGGUAGCCGGUGACAGUUGCUCGGCCAUUGAGACUGCAUCUGCCAUUUCGUCGGCACAGUUCGCCGCCUGGAACUCGGGCGUUAACGCCGAUUGCACCAACAUUGAUGUCGGCUACUACUUGUGUGUUGGCGGUGGCGGCGGCGUUGUCUCGGCUAUCCCAUCCCCCCUCCAACCCGGCACCUUCGAUAACUGCACGGCCUACCACUUCGUGGUAGCCGGUGACAGCUGCUCGGCCAUUGAGACUGCUGCUGGAAUUUCGUCGUCACAGUUCGCCGCCUGGAACUCGGGCGUUAACGCCGAUUGCACCAACAUUCAAGUUGGCUACUACCUGUGCAUUGCAGGAGGCGGUGGUGCUGUGUCUUCGACGCCUUCUCCGCUUCAGCCAGGGACCAUAUCGACGUGCACCAAAUACCACCUAGUCGCCUCGGGUGACACGUGCGCCUCCAUUGAGGCGGCGGCAGGCAUCACGGCGGCGCAAUGGGCCAAUUGGAACCCGAGUGUGAACUCGGCGUGCACCAACAUUGACUUGGGGUAUUAUGUAUGCAUUGGCGCUUAA